CUAAUGUUGUUGUUGUUGUACUCUUAAAAAUUUAGUACUAGUAUUAUUAUUUUUUAUUUUCUCUCUCUAAAAAAACUCACAAAAACCCUCUCAAAUCUAGAGAGAGAAAGCUCUUAAAUUUAUACUCAAUUUUACUCACACCAUUUCUUCUUCUUAUGGAUCUCUUCUUCUACUGAUCUGGAGUGAUUUGAGGUGAUAUAAGUUAUUUGUGGGUGAAGAGACGAAGGAGUUGUUAAGAUGUCAUCUCUUAGUAGAGAGCUUGUUUUCCUGAUUUUGCAGUUUUUAGAUGAAGAAAAGUUCAAAGAAACUGUUCACAAGCUUGAACAGGAAUCUGGGUUUUUCUUUAAUAUGAAGUAUUUUGAGGAUGAGGUACAUAAUGGGAAUUGGGAUGAGGUUGAGAGGUAUCUCUCUGGUUUUACAAAAGUUGAUGAUAAUCGGUACUCGAUGAAGAUAUUCUUUGAAAUUCGAAAGCAAAAGUAUUUAGAGGCAUUGGACAAGCAUGACCGGUCGAAAGCGGUGGAUAUACUUGUGAAGGAUCUGAAGGUUUUCGCUUCGUUUAAUGAGGAACUUUUUAAGGAGAUUACUCAGUUGUUGACACUGGAGAAUUUCAGGGAGAAUGAACAGCUGUCCAAAUAUGGAGAUACAAAAUCUGCCAGGGCAAUCAUGUUGGUUGAGCUCAAGAAGCUUAUUGAAGCCAAUCCUUUGUUUCGUGACAAAUUGCAAUUCCCGAACCUUAAGAAUUCAAGGUUGCGGACCCUGAUUAACCAAAGCUUGAACUGGCAGCAUCAACUUUGUAAAAACCCUAGACCAAAUCCAGAUAUCAAGACUCUGUUUGUGGAUCACUCUUGCGGACAACCGAAUGGUGCUCGUGCUCCAUCACCUGCAAAUAAUCCACUGUUAGGAUCAUUGCCGAAAGCAGGAGGCUUUCCACCUUUGGGUGCACACGGGCCUUUUCAGCCAACACCUGCUCCAGUGCCAGCCCCUCUUGCUGGAUGGAUGUCCAAUCCUGCUACUGUGAGUCACCCUGCAGUAUCUGGUGGACCUAUUGGGCUUGGUGCUCCGUCAAUGCCUGCUGCAUUAAAGCAUCCCAGGACCCCACCAACAAAUUCUUCAAUGGAUUAUCCAUCUGGAGACUCUGAUCAUGUUGCCAAGAGAACAAGACCGAUAGGAAUUGCUGAUGAGGUUAAUCUUCCUGUCAACGUGCUGCCAGUGUCAUUCCCAGGCCACGGUCAUAAUCAGGCAUUCAAUGUACCUGAUGACUUGCCGAAGACUGUUGCCAGGACUUUGAAUCAAGGGUCAUCUCCUAUGAGCAUGGAUUUUCAUCCUGGUCAGCUGACACUACUACUGGUUGGUACAAAUGUUGGAGACAUAGCAUUAUGGGAAAUUGGCUCCCGGGAAAGGUUGGUUUUGCGGAACUUCAAGGUCUGGGAUCUUAGUACAUGUUCAAUGCCUCUGCAGGCGGCUUUAGUCAAAGAUCCUGCUGUUUCUGUUAACCGUGUAAUUUGGAGCCCUGAUGGAUCCUUGUUUGGGGUUGCAUACUCGAGGCACAUUGUACAAAUAUAUUCAUAUCAUGGUGGUGAAGAUGUACGGCAACAUUUAGAGAUUGAUGCUCAUGUUGGAGGAGUGAAUGAUAUUGCCUUUUCUACUCCCAACAAGCAACUUUGUGUUAUUACAUGUGGAGAUGAUAAGACCAUUAAAGUGUGGGAUGCUGCCACUGGUACAAAGCAGUAUACCUUUGAAGGCCAUGAGGCUCCUGUAUACUCCGUGUGCCCCCAUUACAAAGAAAAUAUACAGUUUAUAUUUUCUACUGCUGUUGAUGGGAAAAUAAAAGCUUGGUUAUAUGACAAUUUGGGCUCUCGAGUGGACUAUGAUGCUCCAGGUCGCUGGUGCACAACAAUGGCUUAUAGUCAAGAUGGGACCAGGCUUUUUUCAUGUGGCACCAGUAAAGAUGGUGAGUCACAUAUUGUUGAGUGGAAUGAAAGUGAAGGUGCGGUGAAGCGAACAUAUCAAGGAUUUCGGAAAAGAUCUUUAGGUGUUGUCCAGUUUGAUACAACGAAGAACCGAUAUUUGGCUGCUGGUGAUGAUUUCUCCAUUAAAUUUUGGGAUAUGGACAAUGUUCAGCUAUUGACUUCUAUGGAUGCGGAUGGCGGGCUCCCGGCAAGUCCACGAAUUCGUUUCAACAAAGAUGGUACACUAUUGGCAGUCUCUGCUAGUGAAAAUGGAAUCAAAAUUAUGGCUAAUUCUGAUGGUCUCCGGCUAUUACGAACAUAUGAAAAUCUUUCAUAUGAUUCCUCCCGAGCAUCAGAAUCUUUGACGAAGCCUUCAAUAAAUCCCAUUUCUGCCGCUGCCGCUGCUGCUGCCGCCGCCGCUGCUACUAGUUCUGGGAUCCCUGACAGAAGCUCCCCCAUGGUUGCCAUGACUGGAAUGAAUGGAGAUGCUAGAAGUCUAGGAGAUGUUAAAUCUCGAAUUCUGGAAGAAAGUAACGACAAGUCAAAGAUUUGGAAGCUUUGUGAAAUCAGUGAACCAUCUCAGUGUCGGUCAUUGCGACUUCCGGAACACAUGAGAGCGGCUAAGAUAUCAAGACUGAUUUAUACAAACUCAGGUAAUGCUAUCUUGGCAUUAGCAUCAAAUGCGAUCCACUUGCUAUGGAAAUGGCAGCGGAAUGAACGCAACUCAAGUGGGAAGGCAUCUGCUAAUGUUCCACCUCAGCUCUGGCAGCCCUCUAGUGGCAUUUUGAUGACAAAUGAUGUCUCUGAUGCAAGUCCUGAAGAGGCUGUUCCAUGCUUUGCGUUGUCCAAGAAUGACUCUUAUGUAAUGUCCGCAUCAGGAGGGAAGAUUUCCCUAUUUAAUAUGAUGACAUUUAAGACGAUGACAGUCUUUAUGCCUCCACCACCAGCGGCAACAUUUCUUGCUUUCCAUCCUCAAGAUAACAAUAUAAUUGCUAUUGGGAUGGAUGAUUCAACUAUCCAGAUAUAUAAUGUUCGAGUAGAUGAGGUUAAAAGCAAGUUGAAAGGUCACUCAAAAAGAAUCACUGGUUUGGCCUUCUCUCAUCUGUUAAAUGUGCUGGUCUCAUCAGGUGCUGAUGCUCAGUUAUGCGUGUGGAGCUCAGAUAAUUGGGAAAAACAGAGGUCUAAAUUUCUGCAGCUUCCUGCGGGAAGGGCACCAACAGCACAAUCAGAUACGCGUGUCCAGUUUCAUCAAGACCAGACACAUUUCCUGGUUGUACAUGAGACUCAAUUGGCAAUUUUUGAAACAAAACAAUUAGAAUGUGUUAAGCAGUGGGUUCCACGCGAAUCUUCUGCGCCCAUCUCCCAUGCGACAUUUUCAUGUGAUAGUCAAUUGGUAUAUGCGAGCUUCUUGGAUGCGACGGUUUGUGUGUUCAGUGCUUCUAACCUCAGACUACGAUGUCGCAUCAAUCCUUCUGCAUAUCUUCCGGCCAAUGUCAGUAGCUCUAAUGUCCAUCCGCUUGUCAUUGCUGCACAUCCACAAGAAGGAAAUCAAUUUGCGGUUGGACUUUCAGAUGGUGGUGUUCAUGUAUUCGAGCCACUCGAAUCUGAAGGAAAAUGGGGUGUACCCCCUCCUAUGGAAAAUGGAUCAGCAGGAGGCAGUGUGCCAACUACACCUUCAGUGGGACCUUCAGGCUCUGAUCAACAACAAAGAUGAUGGAACGACAAUCAGAGCGCGAGUUAGUCUCAGGCUCGGAUAGGUAUGCUCGGUCUUUCCCCAGCUGCCGUGUUUUGUCAAUCCAAUUGACACAUAGCUACCAUUCUCUUAAGUGAGAUUGUGGCUCACUGCUCAGAUGAUUCAACUGUCAGUCUUUUUCGCUGUUGGCGAAGAUUGAUGUUCUCGAUCCUUUCAUAAUUACCAUUCUGUAUGCAGGUGUAGGCUCUGGCUAUGUAUUUACUCAAAGUUCCGUUGUGCAGUUAAGGUAUAUGUAUUUACUCAAGUCCGUUUUAGAGUUUAACAUGUUUGCGUCAGAGCAACUCAAGGUAUAUACAGUAGGAGUAUCUAUUCUCAGGUGUUCUCUUUUGUGUUAAUGAAAUAUCUUCUAAGAAUCCCAUUUAGCCUCCUUUUCUCAACUUGUUUUGGGUUUGUACCAUUAUGCUGCUCUGUAUUUAGGGAACUUUGAAGUUCUCUCCUUGAUUUAUCUGUGAGUUAACAGGCAGAUGCUCUGCUUUCAUUCU
Beta vulgaris subsp. vulgaris (sugar beet) is the source of this 4184-nucleotide messenger RNA. Its product is annotated as protein TOPLESS. Bases 238 to 3663 code for a protein of 1141 amino acids. NCBI's taxonomy places the organism in Eukaryota, Viridiplantae, Streptophyta, Magnoliopsida, Caryophyllales, Amaranthaceae. The record is from RefSeq and is a predicted model, not a curated record. Gene Ontology annotation, molecular function: protein binding. The transcript has 26 exons. Gene Ontology annotation, biological process: regulation of DNA-templated transcription.